Molecule: messenger RNA, 1629 nt
Organism: Schistocerca piceifrons (Central American locust)
Lineage: Eukaryota; Metazoa; Arthropoda; Insecta; Orthoptera; Acrididae
Product: neuropeptide F
Exons: 4
Coding region: 99-395 (98 amino acids)
Source: RefSeq, a predicted model, not a curated record
CGCCGCUCGCCCGCCACAGCCACAGCAGCGACUCCGCAGCCCGACCGACCCUCUGCUACUUCCGCUACUGCCCGUCAGUCGCCCGUCAGAUCGCAAAGAUGUCGCAGUCCCGCCCUCUGGCGCUCCUGAUGCUGUCUGCCGCCGUGGUCGCCCUGCUGCUGGUGGUCACCGCCCCCGCCCCCGCAGAGGCGCAGCAGGCCGCCGCCGACGGCAACAAGCUGGAGGGCCUGGCCGACGCCCUCAAGUACCUGCAGGAGCUGGACCGCUACUACUCUCAGGUCGCCCGCCCCAGAUUCGGAAAGCGCUCCGAACUCCGACCGGAUGUCGUCGAUGAUGUCAUCCCGGAGGAAACGAGUGCCGACAAGUUCUGGCGGCGUUUCGCCCGCAGGAGGUGAACCAUCUUCAGGACAGAGACGACAGCGUCGCUGGUUCCAGUACUCCCACCCUCUAACACCCUGGACAACCCUGCAGUCCCAUAAGGUUUUCUCCUGGACUACUGUCUGCAAUCACCGAUGUCAUCAACAUUCCUAACAACGAAUGCUCAGUUUUCCGUUGUUUUAUUGUCUCAGUAAACUGUUUUGUGUUUAGCGCCUUUCAUGGUCUGUUGUAACUAUUGAAUUGUAGGGAAGAUAAUGUUAUCUACCCAAUUUUGUUAAAUCAGUACAUCAUGUUUUCGUUUACCAUUAUGUAAAUCACUUCGAAAUGCAAAAUGAUCUGUGCACAUUUCCUCAAAGACUCACCAUCAGGUAUAUCUGAAGCUUACUAUGUAUUACGCUACCUCAUGAAGACAACAAUAAUUUAUUCUGCAAAGCGUUUUGGUUACAUUAAACAAUUGCAGAAUGCAAAUACCUUUCUCAAUAGUUACACAUUUGGCAGAGCAAGAUUCCACACAAUAAUUUUUUAUCCAGCGGGAAAUUAAUACGAAAACAACUCUUUGAUUCCUAAGUUUUAUGUCCAUUACAUUAUGGUCACUAUACUUAUUUAUAAAUUUGUUUGUAUCCGGUGAUUUUAUGUGGAGCUAAGAUACGAGUUGAUCAAAUUCGUUACAUUUCCUACUUCCGUUGAACACACAUACACAUUAGCUACGACACAUUCAGUCUUUACAAUAGAAAAAGAUUGGAAGAAAUCAGUCAAUUAAAAUAUCUUCUACUUGUGUACACCAUUUCAUACAAUUACAUCGCAAAUGAAAUAUUUCAUAGUCAUAAUAAAAAUGUAUUUCCCCUUGUUUAGGAAGAUUGUGAACCACUGAAAACUUUUCUAGAACAGUGUUUUUUAGUUCUUAAUGUCCAGGAGAAUUCCCUUAGAUGAAAGAUCUGUAUACUAUGUUCCCUAUUAGAUAAGACAAAAGUAUUAAUUACCUGUAUUAGAAUACUUAAUAAACCACCACUAGUGGCUGUUAUUGUUUAUACCCAAUGUAACUAUGUCAAAAAACUAAUAAUAACAAUAAAAAUAAAAUAAUGUAGCCAACCUGACCUGUUGAUCAGCGAUGCGCGAAGUCGCCUAUGCGUAAAUUUUACCCUGUUUGUGGUGGUUAUAUGUUAUCCUGAAAUUAUAGAACUGUGUUACUUUCAUCAGCAGCAUGUGUACUGACAUGUGGAUUUAAGAAAAUAAAACAGUAUUUAUUGGUAA